AUUGCGCAUGCGCAUUUGAGCAUAUUUGGUUGCUAACUGGUGAGCGUGCCGUAACUCCCGUAAAAAGUUCCGGAUUCCAUUCUGAGAAACGAUAUUAUCACUUCAAAAUCAUGCCUCCAAAGAAGAAAGGAAAAGGGAAAAAGGGCAAGAAGAAAGGGAAGAAGAAGAAUGAUGGCGAGUUGACCAUUGAGGAUAAAUACAAGAAGACAUUGCUCGAGAUAGAUGCCUUGAAAGAUCAUCUAGCGAAUAGGAAGGAGAUUGCUCGGCGCUCCCAGGCACAGUCAGAAGAAUGGAAGGGACGCAUGAAGGAUGCAGAAGGAAACGUGGAGCAGCAAAAAUCAGACCAAAAAGAUGUCAUGGCUGACAUGACUCGUCAGUACAAGACAAAACAAACUGAAAUGGAUGCUCAUGUAAGGAGAUUAGAAGUUGAGUUGCAGAAGGUCACAAGUUCAUUAACAAAAACCACUGAAGAACUGAAGGCAACAACGGCCGAGAAAGAGAGGAUAACAAAAGAGAAAAAUGAGACGAUAGGAGAGUUGGAGGAGAAGAUCAAAACAAUGGAAUAUUCCUAUGAAAAUAUGCUGGAGGAAGCCAUGGACAAUAUGGUGGAAAAGCUGAACGAUGCCAAGAUACGAUGGCUGGAUGAAUCCAAGACGAUUCACAUGCAACACAAACAAAAGCUAUUAGAGUUUGGUUUGAAUCCCUUAGAUAUAUGAAUGUUUAACAUAAGCCAUUUGUCUUAAAAUACUCUUUAUGAUAAUCAGGGUUCUAGCUAGGAGCAGUUUAGUGCUAAGAAAAACUUGAAGCUGCGAAGCGGACAUUUUACAAUAAAAUAAUUUUUCUUGAGAUCCAUUGUGAGUGUGUUGGGCAAAAUAAUGCAUGCCAAAUUUGCAUGUGUGAAAAAACUAUGAAAAAGUAUCCUAGCUUGAAAUGUGAUCAAAUUGGUACACAUUCAGCAAAUUUUAAUUUCAUUUUACAGAACAUGUGUGCCGGGUGGCGCAUCUAAUUUUAACCCAAGAGCCAAGUGGUAAUUUGCCUUGUCGGCUUGGUAUGGCUAGAACCCUGAUGUUAUACUAUUAACAUAAACAAAUGUCAAGUAGUAUUACCAAGAUUGGUUGUGCAUAGCUUUGUCACAACCUUAACACCAUUAUAUCCAAAAUCUCCUACCCCACCCCUCAA
Lytechinus variegatus (green sea urchin) is the source of this 1179-nucleotide messenger RNA. RefSeq names its product coiled-coil domain-containing protein 153-like. The transcript is spliced from 6 exons. Lineage: Eukaryota; Metazoa; Echinodermata; Echinoidea; Temnopleuroida; Toxopneustidae. Bases 111 to 716 code for a protein of 201 amino acids. The record is from RefSeq and is a predicted model, not a curated record.